GUUUUUUAUCGCUUGGCUGCACGAGUUUAAUCUCUAAAUUUAUUACUGCGCAAUUGCGAUUAGAAUAUUACAAAAUACAAGCUUUUCAUAGAAUAAUUAAUUCCAUUUGGAUUUGAAUCCGUCCUCUUAACAAUUUGAUCUUCAAACUAAUAGGGCCUCCUAUCCAAAUAUACCGAACACCUGUAACAAUUACAUCGGAUCUUGGGCGAUCCUUGGUAGAUGAACUGUGACUCAUCACUACACGUGUUUGCUAAUGACUGACUAGGGAAUCAAAACAAAGCGGAGAUUAAAUGGCAAGUGGGUUUGCCUAUAAAUGGAGGGGUUUUUCGAGGUAAGACGAUAGUAACCUCGGGGACCCAACCUUGAAUAUGAUGAAUCGCCUGACCCUUCUGGCACUGGUUGCCCUGAUUGGAAGCUGUAGCGCUGCGGAUGGGGAUAUCAAUGUCUGCUCCAAUGUGGUCAGCAAUCUCUUUGUGCCCCAGGUGGGCAACUGCAGCAAGUACUACCUGUGCAUGAAUGAGGUGGCUGUGCCCCGUGAAUGCCCUGAGGGCUACUUCUUCGAUGCAAGGGAUCAGGAAUGUGUGCCACUGAUGGAGGUGACCUGUAUUGGAUCCUGUAAGAACCGUGGUCUGUCAUCCUUCUGCUACGAUCGCACCUGCACCAAGUACGUUCUCUGCUUCGACGGCACUCCGGUGAUCCGCCAGUGCUCCGAUGGACUCCAGUACAAUGCGCUGACCGAUCGCUGUGACUAUCCGCAAUACGUCGACUGCGUGGACAACCUGUGCAGCCGGAAUAACAACCCGGAUGACAUCGUUUACAUUGCCAGCAAGGCUCGCUGUGACAAGUACUACAUUUGCAUGGACGGUCUUCCUCAGGUUCAGAACUGCACAAGUGGUCUGCAGUACAAUCCAAGCACCCAGAGCUGCGACUUCCCCUCGAAGGUCAACUGCACGGUGGAGAGCCUUCAGCGGAAUAUCCUACCCUUCGCCAGAGCUCCCCCACGCAGUGCCGACAUCGAGUGUCCUUCGGAGGGCGCCCACUUCAUUGCCCACCAGAAGCGUCAGGAUGCGUACUACUACUGCCUGAAUGGUCGUGGAGUCACCUUGGACUGCACACCCGGUCUGGUUUUCGAUGCCAAGCGCGGGGAGUGCCGGGAACCAAGCUUCGUGGGCUUCUAGUUACUCGAAAUAAAGAUCCAGUUCGAUUUCAA
This is a messenger RNA of Drosophila santomea, 1210 nucleotides long. Its product is annotated as protein obstructor-E. Gene Ontology annotation, molecular function: chitin binding. The coding region runs from base 369 to 1178 and encodes 269 amino acids. The record is from RefSeq and is a predicted model, not a curated record. Gene Ontology annotation, cellular component: extracellular region. The transcript has 6 exons. Lineage: Eukaryota; Metazoa; Arthropoda; Insecta; Diptera; Drosophilidae.